UCUCCGUCAGUCGUCGGCAAUUUCCGGCAAAUCCGAACCUUGAGAGAGUUACAUUGGGAGCUGUCAACAGCGGCUGGACUUCGGUAGCUUAUUGUAUCCUUCAGACCAAUCAACAUCAUCACAACAUUCAGAGAUGGAUAUAAUUAAUCACCUUAUGGCAUCGGGUACAUUUCGUGUCGCGAAGGAGCCUUUGGGGUUUCUGCGCCUUCUGGAAUGGAUUUUUGCAAUCUUUGCAUUUGCAACAUGUGGUGGUUACUCAGGAGCACUGAAAGUCAGUGUGGAUUGUGCAAACAAAUCUGAAAGUAACCUGAAUAUAGAGAUUGGAUUUUCAUAUCCUUUCAGGUUACACCAAGUGUAUUUCGAUGCACCCACCUGUGAAGGCAAAAGGCAGGAGCGUCUGUUUCUGAUAGGUGACUACUCCUCAUCUGCUGAGUUCUUUGUCACCAUCGCAGUCUUUGCGUUUCUCUAUUCGUUGGCAGCUACAGUGGUGUAUAUUUUCUUCCAAAAUAAAUAUCGUGAAAACAACCGUGGUCCUCUGAUUGAUUUUAUUGUGACUGUGGUCUUCUCAUUCUUGUGGCUUGUGGGAUCAUCGGCUUGGGCAAAAGGACUCUCUGAUGUCAAGGUUGCUACGGAUCCUGAUGAAGUGCUUUUGCUAAUGUCAGCUUGCAAACAGCAAGGCAAUAAAUGCUUACCUGUUAGAGACCCUGCAAUGUCAGGGUUAAACACGUCUGUUGUGUUUGGAUUUCUUAACUUUAUUCUGUGGGCUGGCAAUAUUUGGUUUGUGUUCAAGGAGACUGGUUGGCACACAUCUAGUCAACGGCACACUCAAAGCACCAUGGAAAAGCAGCCAGCCUCAAGUGGAUUCAACCAAUCUUACAACCAAGGGUCAGGCGAUCAAGAAAGCUAUGGUCAAACUGGUGGAUACAACCAACAGAGCUAUGGACAGCAGGCAGGUUUUGGCCAACAAGCCUCCUAUGGCCAGAUUGGAGGAUACAGUCAGGGUGGCUACAGCCAGCAUCCUCCAACUUCUUUUACCAAUCAAAUGUAACCUGCUCCAGGUGUAACUUUUAUGUGCUCUUGUCUGAGAUCUUCAUAGUACAACGUUUUCAGUUUGAGUUGAUUGACAAAAUGGCAUUGAGUAUUGCUGUAAUAUUGGUAAUGAGAAAUAUCAGUAGAAAGUGGCAGUAAUUUCAAAUGUUUGUUAAUAAUGGUGUCCACGUGUUCAAAUGUGGUGAUUAAAGUAUUGAUGGUUACCAUAAGUAAAUUCUGCUUUACAAAAUACCUCUGUGGUGAUUGUCUUUUUUUCAUGUUGUACUGAAAUGGUAAAAUCUGUUAAAUAGUUGAAAUGCACAAAGUGUGAUUUGCUUGUACACUGUUUGUUCCUGCCGUCUGUAGUAGAUUCUCCCUAAGCAGACAGAGAUAAAACUGACUUAAUCCUUUUGCACUUGGGUGAGAAGUAACUGUUAAAAUACUGCAUUGUAUUUCAAAAUAGGUUAUGCAUGGAGUUACUGUACCUUUUCCACUCUGUGGCCUACUUUGAUGUGGUGAUACUUAAGAGCACCUUACGUGAUGUCAGUAGAACAAAUAUGUUUACACUAGAAUGAAGUUUACCUUUGUAAGUCUGCUUUUAAUGAAUGCAUUUUGUUCAAAAGUCUUUAUAUGUUUGAAUGUAAAAGAUAUUUUGAUUAUUUAUCUGUAAAGAUUUGUAUAUGUGAUUAUUUUCAGCAUGCAAGUGUGUAUUUAUAAUAUCUUCUACUUCACUGCAGUGGUUAAAAAAACUGCAUCAGACAAUCCUAAAGUAUUGAAAGAUCUUUAUUAAGGAAAAUGCUUAAUUUUUAUGAAUAGAAGUACAACCAGCUUGCAACUUGCCACAGCUAUUUCUCCCAGUUAAUCCAUGGUACAGUCAGUCAUGUAGCUGCCUGCAAUGUUGUGUCACUAUGUUCGCACACUAAUGAAACAGUGGUUGUAGAAAUAUUGGAUUUAUAUGUGUGUAAAACAGCUAAUAUAUUACGCUAGAUCUUUUGGCAUUAGCUACGGAUAUUAAAGCACAAAGCAACUAUUGUUCCUUCCAGUCUUUCUAACAUUUAGUUCUGUGGUAUUGUGCUAAUGAUUGAAAAGUAUGUGUGUUAAUGUAUUCAAAGUAAUUUCUAGCAUAUGUGACCAAAACGAUUGACCAGGCAAUGUAAACCAGUAGAUAUAUCUCUAAAACCAGUUGCAUGAUUUACACAGUGCAGUCUUAAUAAUCUAUAUGUCAUAACAACCCACAUAGUGUGUUUCUUGCCAGAUUCUAAUGGGCCAUGUUUGCUGUCAAAACAAUAGUGGAGUUACUAAUGGUGCUCGAAAUUAUUUACACGAAGAUGCUACAGCAACUUUAAAUGAGGGGCAAAUUUACAUUUGAAACAAAAAUAUUUCAAACUGAGAUGUGAUGCUUCAAAGUUAACACUGGGGGAAAGAUGUACACAUUUGAAAUGCAUUGUAGGUCAGAGCAUUGCAUUUAUGCAAGCUAAACAUACUGACAGAAGUCACUUCAUCUCCACUAUAAUCUAAGCCCCCUUUUAACAAUAAGGUAUUAAUUAGUCUCACCAUCAUCCCCAUCACCUCUAUUUCCAUUCCUCUGUAAUUUAUUCAGGUUUUGAUUGUUUUCAAGAUAAUUUAGCAUUUUUUUUUGUACCUGACUUUAGUUGAAAUCAAUUGCAUUAAUUUCCAUUUCAGUCAUAAAUCUCCAGAUUUAGAAGAUGCAUCUUUCUUGUCCUGUUCAGUCAGGUACUCGAUACUUUAUAUCACUUUUUGCAGUCAUAUCAGCUCACACGUUCAGUAAUUUGUUACACAUUAAACUUAAGGACUUAAAGAGUAACUCUACUCUCUAGAGCGAAGUACAGCAAGGCUUACAUAUGGUAAAUAGAAAGACCAAUGUCCUUAUGUACAGCACUUAAAAUCAGGAUGUGUGGACUUGAAGCAUGAGCAAAAGGAUCAGAGGAAUAACGAGGAAAACAUUUCCAAAGCCAGGGAAGGGCGUGGCACUCACUGAUGCACCUUCAAUUACUCCAAAAGACUGAGGUAGGGUAAAUACUGAAAGGCUUUUAUUUGCAGUAAAAUAUGACUUCCAGCAUGCUGAGUGUCUGCCCCUGGACUGAGGGGAGGGGCACGGCGAAAUCACCUUUAUUCAGGGAUCUGUGGGAGGAGCCACAGGGGCAGUCAGCAAAGGGGCGUGUCCAGACAGGUAACCCAGUUACAACAUAUAUAUAUAUGGUUUACCACACUCACCAUCUGCAAAAAUGAUACAGGCAGAAAUCUACAGGGUGACAGGUUAAGGUUUAGAAGGUGGGUUCAGAUUAGAAUUUCGUUUUGCAACUGGUUCCUCCACAUUGGUUUGAACAGCCUCCUGUGUUUUAGGUUUUCCAUGAUUCUAAUGUUUUGAUUUUAUAUCAAAUUAAUUAUUUUAUCAUCAUCAGAAUAUUGAACCUUCUUCUAAAGGAGAGUGUUGUACUCUACCCAGACCAAAGUUGCCUAAAAUAAAUCAGAAUUUUCAUUGUUGCAUUAUUAGUUUUAAUUACAUUUUAAAAACCAAUAAUAUACAAGUAUUUGGCUGAUUUUUAAACAUUAAUUUACAGCUUCAUACAAAAAUUUAAAUUGAAAUGACAAUUUUUGUGUUGCUCUCAUCAAAACCUUUGGAUACAGUUCUUUAAAAAAGCUGAACUGUGUAGUUGUCUAAUGCUUAAUAUCGAUGUAUAGCAACAAUAUUAUUGUUUGAUAUUCAUUGUAUCUGGAUAUGAUUCCUUUGUUACAAGUACAGUACAUUGUGAUUUCCAUUUUAAAAUAUCAAAUUAAAGUGCAAUACUGCAUUCCAAUGAAA
This is a messenger RNA of Mobula hypostoma (lesser devil ray), 3853 nucleotides long. It is a transcript of the gene synpra, whose product is annotated as synaptoporin a. NCBI's taxonomy places the organism in Eukaryota, Metazoa, Chordata, Chondrichthyes, Myliobatiformes, Myliobatidae. Gene Ontology annotation, cellular component: synaptic vesicle membrane; synaptic vesicle. The transcript has 6 exons. The coding region runs from base 134 to 1048 and encodes 304 amino acids. The record is from RefSeq and is a predicted model, not a curated record.